Molecule: messenger RNA, 1845 nt
Organism: Folsomia candida
Lineage: Eukaryota; Metazoa; Arthropoda; Collembola; Entomobryomorpha; Isotomidae
Gene: mRpL38
Product: 39S ribosomal protein L38, mitochondrial
Exons: 7
Coding region: 555-1766 (403 amino acids)
Cellular component (GO): mitochondrial large ribosomal subunit
Source: RefSeq, a predicted model, not a curated record
GCAUAAACACCACUUUACAUGUGAUUUUAUUUAUCCACGAAUUGCAUUUUAGAUAUAUUUGAAGUCAGAAUUGAAAAAUAUGGACUGGUUCGAAAGUUAUAGCACAAAUACGGGCGGACAGACACGACGAUUCAUAUAAAGAGGAUCUAGCUUUGUGAAAGAGCUUUCUCGAUUACGGCUCUGGAAUGGCUAAAUCUUGUCGGAACCAAUGGCGGACAAGUUUCCCCGGCUACUAUUUCUGUCAGACCUUCAAAAACUUGCUAAAACGUUUCAAAAUCGACUCAAAAGUUUAUAAAAAUCACCAAAACGUCACCAGUCCUUGAACCUGAAAUUUAACUACUCAGGAACUAUUAUUAGGCAAAAGAUUAAGAUUUUUCAUGGACGAGCGAAACGAAAAAUAAUUUGAAUAUUUUUUUUUUUUUUUUUUGUUAACAAAUUUUAAUUUAGUUUGAAUAUAAAAUACACUUAUUUCUGUACAGAGUAACAAUGUCUGUAAAAUACAUGGUAGUUUUAGAUAUUUGAAUAAUAAUAAGUGGUUUUAAGUUUUUGGAUAAAUGGCAAACUUGGGCCAGCUGUCAUGGGGUACUCUUCAGUUCAUAGCAAAGGUUGGUACCCGACACAAGUGGUAUCGUCGUGGUGUAGCGCCAGAAAAGGGUAAAACGUUGGCGCAGAAGAUGACUGCAUGGAAUUCUAAGGAUCAGGAUCCCGAGCUUAACUUCCGAGUUAAUAUAGGAUUUGCAAAUCCUGUCAUUCGCAGGAAAGAUGUUUUAGAAGAACGAUUAAAAAUUCGGAAGCAAACCAAAGAAAAUUUAGAGAUGGAAAAGGCUGCUAAGAACAAAACUUUGAGUGUGCCUGUGGAGGAGGUGCACCAAGAGAGCAUCAUCAGCAACAGAUCCAUCCACGUACAUCAGGCUGCAGAGUAUUUUAGUAUUUACCAAGAUCUAUUUGAAGACGCUUAUUUUACUCCAGUCGUGCCGUUGAAUGUUUCUUAUACGUGGGGUAAAAUUGGUGAAGAAAUUGAGAGCAGGGUGUUUUGCGGAAAUCAAAUUACACCUUUGGAGGCUGUCAAUACACCAAAGGUAUCUUAUCCAGCAAAAUCUAGCGAUUUGUAUACGCUUGCAUUUACAACCCCGGAUUGUCAUUUCUCUGGCGAGCCUGCAGAAUAUCUUCACUGGCUUGUGACAAAUAUUCCUGGCAAUUCAGUUGAAAAGGGUCAAGUCUUAUGUGACUAUAUGAGACCUUUUCCGUUUCGAGGAGUAGGAUUUUGUCGCUACAUUUAUGUGCUCUAUAAGCAAGAUAAACAAUUGGAUUUCUCUCAGUACCAAAAAUCUCCAUCAUGUAAGAAUUUGUCUGAGCGGACAUUUUCUACCUACGACUUUUAUCGAGAGUUUCAAGAUUUUAUGACACCUGCUGGGUUAUCAUUCUUUCAAUCUAAUUGGGAUCAAUCGUUAACAUCCUUCUUCCACAACGUUUUGGAUAUGAAAGAACCAUGUUUCGAGUACGAUUUCAAACCAGCAAAACUUAAACCUCAAGAAUGGUUUCCAGUCAGAAAACCUUUCAACUUAUAUCUGGAUAAGUACAAAGAUCCCAAAGUUUUGCAAAAGGAAUUGCUCCUGGAGAAGUUGAAAGAGAGACAUCCAUUCAAACCUCCUCCAAGGCCACCAAAGUAUCCCUUGGCCCACCCGCUUCCUCACUCAAACCCUUCAUGGCUUAAUGAUGAUAUUCGACGCAGAAGAGUUCGAGAAGGAAAAUGGAAAUUUAUGUAAACUUUACAGUUUAUAGAAUUGUUAAAAGCAGUCAAUUAGUUUUUUUUAUACAAUAAAGUGGACAAAUAGGAAACGUAAA